GGCAUGCGAUAUAAACACUACAGGAGAUUUGUAAUAGACAUUACUCGUUGAAAAAUAGACGUUGACAACUUGGAGAAAAGUGUGCAAUUGUCAUCGAUUGUGUUCAAUUUUGUUUGUACUGGUAAGAGAGAAGUUAAUCAUGGCAGAUGUAUCCUCAGACAGUGAAUGCGAGCGACAGACUCCGAGUCCCUCGGAUGUGAAAGACAUUUCAUAUGAAAUUGACAACACUAAGUCGGACGCUUCAGUGAAAUUAACAUUUGGUGUUGAAUCUUUGAUACGUUCUUCUGGGGAGAAGAAAUCUGACUACAGUUCGAGUAGCGAUGAGGAAGCUUUGCCAGUACGGGCAAGUGCAGUUCAAACUUCUCCCAAAUCCCUAAACCCGUUUGGAAUGGACUGUAUAUUGAAUCGCGCUGGGCCCACCCCGUCGAAGGAGAACACCUCCCCAACUGCCGACCGCCACCCCAACCCCAUCUCCCCCGUGUGGGCCACAGAAUGUGUUACAAAACUACCGUGGCCCUUGAAACCAGGCGCUUUCACACCAAAGCAUGUAUCUCACCCCCCUAUCACACCUCCAAAAGUGAUGACAUUGAGGAAACACAAGCCCAACCGAAAACCAAGGACACCGUUCACCACAGCCCAGCUUCUCGCACUGGAGAGGAAGUUCCGACAAAAACAGUACCUCUCCAUAGCAGAACGAGCCGAAUUUUCAGCCUCUUUGAACCUAACCGAAACUCAAGUUAAGAUCUGGUUCCAGAACCGCAGAGCCAAGGCUAAGAGGCUCCAGGAAGCUGAACUUGAGAAGAUGAGGUUUGCUAGUAAACCUAUGCUACCUCCUGUAUUCGGGGUCGCUAUCCCCGCCUCAACCAGCAUCUACGGUUCCCUGUUAAAUUAUUCCGGUAUGGGCGGCCAGAGUGUUGUCUCGCCGUUUGGACUUUUUAACCCCAUGCAUGGCUCGGUGUAUACGAACUGAUCGUCAUUAUUUACGAUAUUCCAAAUGUGCUAUAUUUAUUCAUAAGAAGGUGUGUCUAUGUUAACCACAGGCGCAAUGCACGUGCAUCUUCAACUGGUGACCCGACGAAGGUACUUACAGCGUCAUUCAGUGCUGAUAUGAACUGGCUCGAUUGUCUAGCUGACAUUUCUUGUGAAUGUCCAUGUUAACAUAGGAAAUGAUAUCCAGUUUUGUUCAAACAAGAUGCUUUAAACAGAGCAUUUUAAUUGUUUUGUAAAUUAUUUUAUUGUGAAAUGUUUAAAAUAUUGUUACGAUUUGUAUAUAAGAUAAAACAGUAAAAGUCAAAGGACUC
Haliotis rufescens (red abalone) is the source of this 1301-nucleotide messenger RNA. RefSeq names its product homeobox protein MSX-3-like. Gene Ontology annotation, molecular function: DNA-binding transcription factor activity, RNA polymerase II-specific; RNA polymerase II transcription regulatory region sequence-specific DNA binding. The transcript has 2 exons. Lineage: Eukaryota; Metazoa; Mollusca; Gastropoda; Lepetellida; Haliotidae. The record is from RefSeq and is a predicted model, not a curated record. Gene Ontology annotation, biological process: embryonic morphogenesis; regulation of transcription by RNA polymerase II. Bases 140 to 970 code for a protein of 276 amino acids. Gene Ontology annotation, cellular component: nucleus.